UCUGCAUCCGCUUUCUCUGCCUUUGAUAUGAUAUGAUCAGAAGCACCGGACGCUCUGACUCGCAGCCGUCGGUUCCUCCGUUCGUAAGUCCAAGGACGAGGAGACGCACGCGGGACCUCCGGGGCAGCACGAGCGCAACAUGGCCGCGAAAGACAGCGUACCGGCGAGCUUUUUGAGCGUGAGCCGGGAGAUGACAGAGAGCAUCAAGAGAGUGAUUGACAAACCGUCCAUCAAGUUUGCACAAGCCAUCAAAGUGGAAAGCAAGAAUGGGAAAUCAGAAGACAGGGUUUUGGUGUUGGCUACGUGGCGGCUUUACCUCAUGGCUCCAAAAUUACCAACCAAGGUAGAGCAAACAUUUAACUACCUGGAGAUUCGUGCUAUAAGCCCGCAUCCAGAGAACCAGGUCGUCAUAGAGACGGACAAAUCCACCUACAUCUUCAGGCUACAGUCAAGUGACCACAUGGACCAGCUGCUCGGCCACAUCAAUUUCACCCUCUCACGUAUCUUUAACAACUCCAUCUGCGUUCCUUCUAUCUUUCAAGCAGAUGGUGAGAUUUCUGAUGGGGGGCAUAAAUAUUCACCAAGCUCGGAAACAUCAUUGGAGGCUCAGAGAGCGUGUGGAGGUUUUUCUGAGACCUACGCUGCGCUCUGUGACUACAACUGCAUUAGCUGCAAAGAGGAAGUGCAGUGGGAUGUGGACACUAUAUAUCACUCCCAGGACAAUAGGGAGUUUAAUCUGUUGGACUUCGCUCACCUAGAGAGCAGAGACCUCGCAGUCAUUGUGGCAUCUUUGGCCUACAAUACAUGGUUCACCAAGCUCUACUGCAGAGACAUGCGCUUAAGCUCAGAGGUUGUGGAGCAGGUUCUCCAUACCGUCAGUAAAUCCAGCAGUCUGGAAGAACUCAUUCUGGAGAACGCCGGCCUUAAAGCAGAUUUCCCUCAGAAAAUGGCUGCCGCUCUGUCAGAAAACCCAGCAUCUGUGCUUCACUCCCUCAACCUGGCUCACAACACAUUCGACAAUCAAGGAGUGUCAAACCUCAUCCAGCAGGUGUGUCAGCUCAGCAAAGGCCUCCGUCUGCUCAACCUCUCCAAAACCUCAUUCUCCUCUAAAGGUGUUAGUUCUCUGUCUCAGGCUCUAUGUUCCACUGAAGACUACUCAAACUCUCUUCUGCAUCUCGACCUGAGCAAGAACCCAGGCAUUCUUUCAGGGGAGGAUGCUACGAAUCUGUACCUGUUCUUGGCUCAGCCCAACUGCUUGGUACAUUUGGAUCUCUCAGGCACAGACUGUUCAGUGGAAUCACUGUUUGGCGCUUUACUUCGAGGCUGCUGUGCCGAUCUGUCCUACCUGAAUCUCUCAAAGAACUCCUUCUCUCACAGGAAAGUGAAAGAAACACUUACCACCUUCCGUCAGUUCUUUACCUCAGUGUUCAGCCUCAGCCAUCUCAGCAUGGCCUCAAUGAAGAUGCCCCCAGAUGUGCUCAGGGCUCUAUUUCUGGGCUUGUCAUCCAACCCUCAUAUCUCUGACCUGCAUUUGGACAUCAGUGGUUGCGAGCUCAGAUCAGCAGGAGCAGCAGUAAUAAAAGACUUGUUUCCCCAAGUCUCUUCCAUCAGUACCCUGGACAUCUCAGAUAAUGGCUUGGAUGCUGAUCUUUACUCAGUCAUCCCGGCCUUCUCCCGCCACCCCUCCCUGAAGCAUCUGCUGCUGGGCAAGAAUUUCAGUGUCAAGGGCAGGUUGCUGGAUGAAAUCCUACAAAAGCUUGUGCAGUUAGUGCAAGAAGAAGAGUGUGGUCUGCAGAGUUUGUCCCUAGCUGACUCCAGACUGCGAUCCAGAGGAACAGUGCUGGUGAACGCUCUCGGCAGCAACGCGUGUCUCAGGAAAGUGGAUUUGAGCGGUAAUGGCCUGGAGGACACAGGGGCUAGGAUGCUGAGCAAAGCCCUGCAGAUCAACACAACUCUCAGGAACGUGACAUGGGAUCGGAACAAUACGACAGCUGCUGGGUUUCAGGAUGUAGCACGCUCUAUGGAGCAUAAUUUUACUCUGCAGUGUAUGCCUGUACCACUGAGCGAUGUUACACAGGCAUACCGCAGUUCCCCCGAGAGGACGGAACAGGCAAUGACAAAGAUCCAGCGGGCAUUGUUAAGAAACAACCAGACUCAGCGCUUCUCUCAGAAACAGGCUCUCAGACUGCAUCAGGGUCUGGUGACUAGCACUGCUGAGCAGGUGAUGGAGCGCUUGUGCGUACGCGUUCAGCAGCAGGUAUGUGUAUUAAGAGCAGCAGGUGAGGGAGAAGAUUUACAGGCAGCCAGACAAGUUCUGAAGGAGGCCAGGAACUCUCGCGCCCUUUACCCUUCGCUGUGUGAGCUGGCUCAUGUGCUUUCUGUAGAUGGGCCAGUUAGACAAAAACUGGAGUCUCUCACUGGAGAACUGGCCAAAGCAGCUGACAAAGAGCUACAAGUGAUUGUUGACUCCAUGGUGUCUCUGUGCCGAGAACUUUGUCCCCUUUCCUCGGCUACAGCGGAGCAUCUUUCUCCUCCUCUCUCUUCUAUCUCUGAGCGUGUGUCCAUCCCUCGUUCUGACAUCCGCAAUGCUCUGAUGGAGAGAGCAGCCCAGGAUAUUAACCAAGCUUUAGAAGAAGUCAAGAUGUCUGUGGUUUCCUAUCUCACCAACUCGGUAGUGGACCAGAUCCUUCAAGAGCUCUAUGCCACUCACAAGACACUGCUUCAGCAGGUGGCUCGGAUGAGGCGAGCUGAAGACGGCACGAUGGUCCGUCACACGCUCCGACAUGCUGACACCGCCGACAUCCCCGAGGACGAUUUCAGUAUCAGCAUAGAUACAAUAGCCAUAAAGAAGCGCACCUCCAGGACACGACGCAUCCGGCCCGUCUCCACCAGGCUGAGUCUAGGUGACGAUCCCAACUUGUCUCCUUCACUAGCAGCGCCUCGUCCGUCUGCCCCGCUUUCUCACUUAAGCUCUUGGGAUAAUUUGUCCAGCUUGCCAACCCAAGGUGCACCUCUGCGCCACAUAACCCACAUCAGACCCCGCCCACCAAGAAGGCAUCGCCCAGGACACACCCCACCAGAUAUGCAUUCUUCUGAGAACGGUGGGGUGAACCUGCUGGAUGAUGGACUACCUGAUUUCUACACCAAGAGAGUCUUACCAGACAGUCAGUUGUCCUCACAUCAUGUCCAGUCUCUGAGGCGGAAGAAGAGGCGCAAUGUGCUGUCUAUUUUUACAGGAUUCAGGAAGAACCGUUACUCCGCGUCGUAUCAAGAGCCGGAGACUACAAUCCAGGGGGAAGGGUGUGGGGAUGAAUGCCGCACCGACGCAGGACCCGAGAUUCUGUACUCUGUGAUUCAUCGCCCUAAAGACUUCCAGAAAGCAGAGACCCAGAGAGAGGAAAGCAAUUGCGGUCCACGAGAAGAAAGAUUUUUUCAGGUCUCAGGUCGAACUUUUUAUGGCAUACUCCUACCAGGGAUGAAGGCAGUGAGUCCCUCCUGCACCCCACAGAGACAGUCACCCGAAUACAGCGAAGUCUUCAUCUCUUCGGACGUCCCCGCAAACAGGGAUGAUAAAGGACGGAAAGCUCCUAAAGACAAUCAAGACGAACUACAUGUCCAGUGUUCGACCUCGUCUUCCACUCAGUCCGAGGAGGAAGUGCCGGCCAAGUCUCAGCAGAGACCCGAGCCUCCUCCACAGAGCAGCAAGCCGAGACUGGGGAACACGAGACAGCACCAUCUGAAGGAAAAUUCUGGUGAGAGUGCUGAAGAAGAUUCCGAAGGAGAGAAAGAUGUGAUCGAUAAAGAAAAGGAUAUUCAGGAAGCCCAAACACAGAAAGCAGAAGGACAAACUCCUCCCAUCUCUGAAAAGCUUGACGAUUCACCCGAGAAAUCAAGUGGCGAGAACAAAGUACAGACUCCUGUAUCAGUUGCCCGUACCAAGUCUCCAUCCAGAUUAUUAGAUUCACCCGUCCGUCAAGGUGCAGAGAAAGACUUUUCCUCAAUCGGACUGGACGCAAAAACUCACAGGAACCGAAAGGCUCACUCAUGUGAGGCAGGCUUUAAUUCAGGAAUGGAGGAAGACAGCCCUGGCGAUGUGGAGAGGUCCACAGACCCUAAACCACCGGUGAAAAAGCCUCGACUGCCCCAAAGAAGAAACAAAUCGUUUGAUAUUCCUGGUAAACAAAGUCCAGAGCCAAGCAACAGUGAAGCCUCGUGAUCAAACAGUCUUUUUUUGUUUGUUUGUUUUGUUUUUAUUUUUUUCCACAAGUAGAUGGAGGUCAAGCAAGAGAGUGACGGGAUUGUGAGGAAUGUUAUGCUAGAAUGAAAUUGCAUUCCCAAUUCAGUGUCAGUCAUGUUUACACACACACACACACACACACACACACACACACACACACACACACUGCUUGACUGGUGUCUUUCAUACCCUUUAAAUCACUUGUUUUGCAUCAUUCAGUUCAUAUUCCUACUUCUGUCUGUUCUCCAUCUCUCUCUCUCUCUCUCUCUCUCUCUCUCUCUCUCUGCCUCUUCACUUUUGCUUUCAUUAACGUUUACUCAUUAAGCAGUACUGCUAUCCCUUUUUUAAAAGGUACAAUAAGCAAUAUUUCCCUCUUGCACCUCAUAAGCUGUGUAUGCUGUUAUUUACUUGCCUGGCUUCUUGCUAUGACUUCAGAAUAUUAUUGAACAUCCAGCGUUGCCCCAAUUUCUUUUCUGUGCCACCUAGAAAAGCAAUCACACUGGUGGACGAAAUGUCUGGAAGGGCCAAAAAAGUUCCUUCAAAAAUAAUGAGCAGGGGAUUAUUAUUAUUUUUUUUUCUUUUUAAUUCUGACAUCAAAAAUGAGUGCAAUUUCACUUUCAUGUGUGUUGCAUUUGUACCAGACUGUAAUACAAUCACUGUCCAAUCACAGGCUUUUUAUAACAUCUUUGAUAAUGAUUGCUCCUAGUUUAUCCUGCUGUGAGAUACAAGUACAGAAUCAUAAGAUGCUGGAGCUUCUCCUUCUGUGAUUGGACAGUGAUUGCAUUUCAGUGUGACAAAACUGCAACCCAGUGAUGGAACACAACAUUCGAUGCAGUGAAGGUUUUACUUUUUCGACAUAGUGUGGUAGUUUGUCUGUCACAGAUGUUUUAGGUAUCUUGUGAUUGCGUUUCUUUAUGGCACUGAUUCGUUUCCAUAGAUCCCUGUAUUUUAUGUAUUUUAGAACCUGCAGGAUGUCAGUGUAUAGCAUCUCCAUAGCAACGCUAUGCCAACGUUAUGCCUUUAGGCUUGCUGUUUUUGUUUGUUUGUUUCUAGGUUUUAAGUUGUUUUUGUUUGGUUUUUUUUGAGAACGUUAACAGCAUUUCAGAUCAAAAACACAGAUGUUCACGUGUAUUCUAUGCUGUUCCGUAAAGAGCAGAAUUUUACUGUAUUUAAAUGAGCUCUAUUUUUUACUGGUGUUGUGA
Molecule: messenger RNA, 5439 nt
Organism: Tachysurus vachellii
Lineage: Eukaryota; Metazoa; Chordata; Actinopteri; Siluriformes; Bagridae
Gene: carmil3
Product: capping protein regulator and myosin 1 linker 3
Exons: 40
Coding region: 140-4216 (1358 amino acids)
Biological process (GO): cell migration; regulation of Arp2/3 complex-mediated actin nucleation
Cellular component (GO): lamellipodium; plasma membrane
Molecular function (GO): protein binding
Source: RefSeq, a predicted model, not a curated record